Fonsecaea pedrosoi CBS 271.37 is the source of this 4113-nucleotide messenger RNA. RefSeq lists its product as uncharacterized. The record is from RefSeq and is a predicted model, not a curated record. Gene Ontology annotation, molecular function: ATP binding; protein kinase activity. The transcript is spliced from 2 exons. NCBI's taxonomy places the organism in Eukaryota, Fungi, Ascomycota, Eurotiomycetes, Chaetothyriales, Herpotrichiellaceae. Gene Ontology annotation, biological process: mitotic spindle assembly checkpoint signaling; meiotic sister chromatid cohesion, centromeric; protein phosphorylation. The coding region runs from base 1 to 4113 and encodes 1370 amino acids.
AUGGCCGCACCUGUCGCCGCAGACAGCGACCUCAUUAAUUUCGACAUUAUAGAAACCCACAAGGAAAACAUCCAGUCUCUCCCUGGCGGCCGAUCAGUCAAGCAGCUUGCCUCAAUAUUGUCGCCUCUUUCCUCCUCCAGGGGUUUAGGCGCAAGCGCAACUCCGACUUUGGAAGAGACAAAAACACUCAACGACGCCAUCCGACAAGAAUAUGAAAUCGAACUCCAAUCAAUAGCGGAUUUGGACGACCCUCUUGAUAUUUAUGACCGAUAUGUCAAAUGGACGCUGAACGCAUACCCAUCAGCCCAAUCAACACCUCAAUCUCAGCUUCUGCCGCUGCUGGAGCGAGCCACGAAGGCUUUCCUCACCACAAACCACUACAAGAAUGACCCGCGCUACUUGAAAUUGUGGCUGCAUUAUAUCCGCUUCUUCUCGGACACACCCAGAGAGACCUUUGCGUUCCUUGCUCGACACGGUAUCGGUGAAGGACUUGGGCUGUUCUAUGAAGAGUUUGCGGCAUGGCUGGAAACCGCAGGGAGAUGGGCACAAGCGGACGAAGUAUAUAAGCUGGGCAUUGAGCGGGAGGCCAGACCCAUGGAAAGACUGACGCGGAAAUACGCUCAGUUCCAGCAGCGAUUCGAUGCCAGGCCGCAAGCAGACGAUGAGCCCAGCUCCCCUGCGCUGCCCACUGUUCGCCUGGCCCUCGCCGCCAAGGUUGAUCCGUUUGCUUCUGCCCAUCGGAAUGACGACCCACAAGCAGCACGGCAGAGGAAUGGGAUAAGUGCCAGCUCUGCACCAACGUCGCGCUCCGGAAAGCCCAAAAUGGCCAUUUUCUCGGAUGCCGAUAAUGCUCAACAGCAGCAAUUGAGUACAAACAGCACGAAAGGUUGGGAUACCAUCGGGUCAAUGAAGGAUCGCAAGAAGGAGAACACUAUCGAGGCUCGAUCAUGGGCGGGAGAGAAGUUGAAGGCUGGAGGGAGAGUCGGGUCGGUCCAAAAAAUGGAAAUAUUCAAGGAUCCGGGACAAUCCGCACGGUCGCUGUCAAACCAAGACGCACAGCAAUCGCAUCAAGUCGUCAAUCCACGCACCGGUCGAGCCGAACGGGUCUUCGUAGACCUUGAAGCUAUCUACCCGGCCGACACUGACCAAGAAUUCAGCUUCGAGGAGCUUCGAGCCAUGUCUAGAGGCUGGGCCCAGAAGGACUGGAGACCACGAGAAGAAGAAACUCCGUUGAAACCAACUGCCGCCAAUGCCUCGAUGAACGUGAGGUCGAAGAUCAACAAGUCUCGAGAGCCGGAGGAUAUUGAGAAUCUUACACACUCGUUCUCCGAUAAGAUCGACCUGAACAGCGGUGCCACCUCCAGCCUCAGUGUUCACGAUGUGUCGACCCAAUCUAUGGUCGGUAUGCCACAGUCAGAUUCUCAGCCGGCAUCCAAGCCGUCGAAACAGAAGGAGAGGAAGAUGAAGAUUAGAGAAGUCAAACAGGAGACGCAGACGGUCAAGACUCGACUGGAAUCACCCACCGGCAAGAAGUUGAAGCGCAAAAAUUCCUCGCAAGAGCCAACCAUGACGUUUCACUCAAAGGCUGCCACGAACGAGAUAUACGAUAUGUUUAACCAGCCAAUCCGCAGACCAGCAGGAGCCAGAGAGGAUAGUCAGAGUGGCGAUGAGACCGAUUUCACUGAAGGGGAAGUAGACGAUGGGUAUAGCACUACAGGGGACGCCGAGAGCACAGGAACCGGUCGAGUGUCGGCUCCUAGUAGUGAAUUUGGUGACGAUACAUUAGCAUCCAUCAGAAAAUCCUCACAAAGUCAAAGUCAGUCUGAAAGCGUCUCUCCUUGGUCCGACUUCACCGCCAGCAGACACGUCCCACAUCUUGAUUUAGCACAUGUUUCCGGUGUCAAGGACAAAGCGAGCUCGACCAAGAAUCAAAGGAGAGCGAAAACCAGAGAUCAUUCAGAGGACAUGACAGAGAACAUGGACUCGUCCAGCCAGAACCAAACGCAGACUUCUGGGUUUGGAGGGUUUGACACCCAAGCGAUUGCUGCCAUUGCUGAGGGCAACUUUGACGACCUAGACACCAAAGCCAUUGCCAUGAUGGCGGGUGACAUCGAUGAGGGUGCGACAGACGCUGGGGAUAUCGAUGUUGUGCAAGAUGUCACUGUUGCCCUGUCUGCAGACCAGGCCGCACUAAUGGAUGAGCGUGCGGAAGAUCUCGAGGCUUUGAACAAUGAUGCCAACGAUGUCGCCCUCGCCACCCCAGUUGACAUCGAGUUCCCCGAACAUCAAGAGAUCUCACACAAACCUCGCUUUAUCCCCAUUCCACCUAUCGACUAUGAGCCGACCCCGAUUCGACCUUACCGUGACCCGGCGAUGCUGGCACAAAACAAGAUGCCGUUCAUGACACCAAUCGCAGAGCGAACCGAAUCUUCACUUGCCCCGUCGACUGUUUUCAACGCACCCGAAUACUUCGAGUCCAAGACCCCUAGCAAGUCCAAGUACGAGAGCCCGUCGAAACUCGGGGUUGAGGAUCUAUUCCUGAGCAGCCCGCAGCAGGAGCUUGCGACGCCAACGUCUGCUUCCCCAGCGGCGAAAAGAAAAUACUGUGAGACUGGCGCGACCGAGGAUGAGCUCACCACAUCCUCACCACAGAAGAAAGGACCCCGCAAGCCGACGGACCCAUAUUCCUCGCCCGUUCCCCUGCCCACCACGAAUGAGGAGACCUUCAAGACCCCAGCUUUGCCAUCGAAACCGACUGUCAGAUCACCCCUGUCAAAGAUUCAAAAAGGCCCAAUCAUCCCAGACCUACAAUGCAAUCCGUGCGACGAUGCAGUCCGAAACCAGAUCCUUACCUCUGUCUACCCGCCCCUCUCCACCCAAAAGGGGUAUUAUGAUCAUUCGAGCAUCACUCUUGGACGCUAUCCUGCCUUGAAGUCUUACGCUGAAAAACAAGCAAAGUCAAAAGUGAAAUUCAGUCCCAGAAAGAGUCAGAACGAGAAACCCCCAACCAAAGCAGUUCCCCCGAUCCUCAAAUUCGGUGAGACAACCCGAGUUUACGCAGUCAAGCGAGAACUGGGCGAGGGGGCGUUUGCGCCGGUGUAUCUGGUCGAUAGUUACGACCCAGCCGAGAAUGAAGACACAGACGACCAUGACAAGGAGAACCAGACGCCACCGUCGUCUCAGCUUACCGAUUCAUCCCGUCAACCGCUUGAAGCUCUCAAGACCGAGUCCCCGCCGGGCACACUGGUCUGGGAAUUCCACAUCGUCCGCUUGAUCAAACAGCGCCUCGGUUCGGCUGCGCGAAGCAUGCAGUCCAUCAUCCUCGCUCACGAAUGCCAUCUCUACCGCGAUGAAGCCUACCUCGUCCUCUCUUACAGCCCGCAAGGGACAUUGCUCGACCUGAUCAAUAUGGCACGGAGCGAGAAUGUCAAAGCCGGUAAACCUGCGGAGGGUUUAGACGAAGUGGUGGCUAUGUGGUUCAGUGUCGAGCUUCUGCGGACCCUGGAGGACCUCCAUCGUGUGGGCAUCCUCCACGGCGACUUGAAGGGUGACAAUUGCCUCGUGCGCUUCGAUACCACCAUGGAUCUGACAGCGCCAUUCCAGGCGGAGGGACAUCACGGGUGGCAAUCUCGGGGCCUGAGACUGAUUGACUUUGGCCGCGGCAUCGAUACACGCAUGUUCAAGCCCACCGCACAGUUCAUCGCCGACUGGCCUUCUUGUCCUCAGGACUGUACCGAAAUCCGCGAAUGUCGACCCUGGAAGUGGCAAAUUGACUAUCACGGGGCAGCAGGGGUGAUCCACUCGUUGUUGUUCGGUAAAUACAUCGAGACAAUCCCAGCUGGAGGCAGUACGCUCGCAGGUCCGGGUCAAAAGAAGGAAUGGAAAUUGAAGGAGAACCUCAAGCGAUACUGGGAGAAGGAUAUUUGGGGAGAUGUGUUUGCGACAUUGUUGAACCCGGGCUGCGUGGCUGAUGGGGAAGAAAUGCCAAUUCAGGGGAAUUUGAAAAGAGUGAGGGUGAUGAUGGAGAAGUGGCUGGUGGAUGAGGGCGAGCGAGGUGGUCGGGAUCUGAGAGCGAGCUUGAGACGGAUGGAACGGUUGGUUUGCACGAAGUGA